AAAAAUAUUCCCAAAAAAAUAACGUAAAAUAAGAUGUCUUCCAGUGUAGAUAAUGAAUUAUAAGUCUUAACUUCCGUUAUCGUAAUGCAGGAAAUAAAAACGUAAUUUUCGUGAUUGAGAUUUCUAAGGAUAAACAUGUCUCUGAUUAUUGAAGAAGAAGUAAGAAAGAAGUUAAAGAAGUUAGGGCCAAUCAAUCAUAAUGACUUUCUCUGUCAAAUUUAUCCUGAGGAGAGCCUAUUUGACGACAUUCUUCGCAGAAUAAAAAAUAUGGGUCCAGUUGUUGACAGAAAUGAGGUUAUGCGCUGUGAAUAUAUUUCAACAAUUCUUUACACAGCUGUCAGUCUUCUUAAAGAUUUGCUUAUCUUACCUCAGAUGACAGUAACAGGAGCUUCGUUUGGCCCAAAAGAUUCAAAAGCUCCACGUUAUUGUGCUACGCAUAAGCCAAUUGGUCAUGUUAACGUGAAGACACAGUGUCAAGAAGAUGGCUGUUAUAAGUUUCCUCAUUUAGGUUUCUCUAGCUCAAAAGCAACUUCAUGCGUCACUCAUAUGAAAGAUGGAAUGAUUCACUUAAGGGUCAGAAAAUGCUUAGAACCUGGAUGUACUACACGCGCGGUUUUUAAUGUUGUUGGCUUAGAUAAGGGCAAAUUCUGCGCUAAACGCGCUAAACACAAAAAACCAGAAAUGAUUGAUAUCCAAACUAAAAUUUGUAAAUAUUCGGGUUGUCAAAAAAAGGCGCUCUUUGCUGUAGAGGGUCAUCACAAACUUUCUGUGGUCAGCAUAAGCAGGAUGGCAUGAUUAUUAUUGCAAGCAGAAAGCGCGCACACUCAGAUUGUUAUACUCGUCCUUACUUUAAUGUCCUGGGAAAGCACAAGGCCAAUACUGCGCUAGACACAAAACAGCUGGUAUGGUUGACGUAGUAAAUCGGCGGUGUGAAAAAGCUUGUUGUAUGACCAUACCGACUUUUAAUC
Molecule: messenger RNA, 968 nt
Organism: Rhizophagus irregularis DAOM 181602=DAOM 197198
Lineage: Eukaryota; Fungi; Glomeromycota; Glomeromycetes; Glomerales; Glomeraceae
Source: RefSeq, a predicted model, not a curated record